CUUUGAGAAUAUGAAAAUCGGUCAUAAUUGUUUAUGCAAACACCAAUUGUAUUAGUCGGUUAUUUAUUUAUUAUAAAUGAAUUAUUGGAAUAUUAUUGAUUUUAAUUAUAUUAAUUAUACACUCUUCUUAUUUACGAAAGCUUCGGCUCUCUCAAAGUUACGAAAGCCAUAGUUCCUUUCACUCGCCAAUCCGAGAUCAUGUACAGGUCUGCUGUUGCCGCCAGGCUGCUGAGAGAUACAGCCGCCGCACAGAAAGGUUCUGGUUGGCUAAGUUCGCUCAAUCAUUCCAGGCGGUUUGCUCAUUCUUUGCCCUUCGCAACCGUAGAUGCUGAAGAGUUAUCGGGUGCUAGACCAGCUGAAGUACAAAACCUGGUGCAGGGGAAAUGGGGAGGAUCUUCUAGGUGGAACACAAUUGUGGAUCCUUUAAACGGGGAACCAUUUAUUAGAGUUGCUGAAGUAGAUGAGAAAGGCAUCAGGCCAUUUGUGGAGAGCUUGUCCAAUUGUCCUAAACAUGGGCUGCACAAUCCAUUUAAGUUGCCUGAGAGGUAUCUUCUUUAUGGGAACAUAUCCUCGAAGGCGGGGCACAUGCUUUCAUUACCAAAGGUUUCUGAUUUCUUCGCAAGGUUAAUACAAAGAGUUUCCCCGAAAAGUUAUCAGCAAGCGCUUGGUGAAGUUCAAGUCACACAAAAGUUUCUUGAGAAUUUCUCCGGUGAUCAGGUUCGAUUCUUGGCAAGGUCGUUUGGGGUGCCUGGAAAUCAUCUUGGACAGCUAAGUACUGGCUUCCGAUGGCCUUAUGGCCCAGUUGCCAUUAUUACUCCUUUUAAUUUCCCACUUGAGAUUCCGGUUCUUCAGUUGAUGGGUGCACUAUAUAUGGGCAACAAACCCCUGCUUAAGGUUGAUAGCAAAGUAUCCAUUAUUAUGGAACAAAUGAUGAGACUACUUCACUAUUGUGGGUUGCCUGAGGAAGAUGUUGAUUUUGUUAAUUCGGAUGGGAAGACUAUGAACAAGAUACUAAUGGAGGCAAAUCCACGGAUGACACUGUUUACUGGUAGCUCGAGAAUUGCAGAGAAGUUAGCUGUUGACUUAAACGGUCGUGUCAAGUUGGAAGAUGCUGGAUUUGAUUGGAAAAUUUUGGGACCUGAUGUUGGUGAGGCUGACUAUGUUGCUUGGGUCUGUGACCAAGAUGCCUACGCAUGUAGUGGUCAGAAGUGCUCUGCCCAAUCCAUUCUAUUCAUGCACGAGAACUGGGCUGCUACAGCACUUCUUUCAAAAUUGAAGGAGCUUGCAGGACGGAGAAAAUUGGAAGAUUUAACAGUUGGCCCUGUUCUGACUGUUACUACCGAGGCAAUGCUGGAUCAUGUGAACAAACUGCUUAAGAUACCCGGGGCAAAGCUGCUCUUUGGUGGGAAGCCACUGGAGAAUCAUUCCAUUCCAUCCAUCUAUGGUGCCGUAAAACCAACAGCCGUGUAUGUCCCUCUGGAUGAAAUUCUGAAACACGGCAACUAUGAACUUGUGACCAAAGAAAUAUUUGGACCAUUCCAGGUGGUGACGGAGUACAAGAAAAGUCGACUCUCCAUGGUUUUGGAGGCUUUGGAGAGGAUGCAUGCACAUUUGACAGCUGCUGUAGUUUCAAACGAUCCCCUGUUUCUGCAGGAAGUUAUUGGUCAGUCUGUUAAUGGCACUACUUAUGCUGGGUUGCGGGCAAGAACAACAGGAGCUCCCCAGAACCACUGGUUUGGACCGGCUGGGGACCCGAGAGGUGCAGGAAUUGGAACUCCAGAAGCCAUUAAACUGGUUUGGUCUUGCCACCGCGAGAUCAUAUACGAUAUCGGUCCUGUGCCGAAGCAAUGGGAAAUUCCUCCGUCUACUUGAGCGAACCCUUCCAUUAUUGUCUCCCGCUCUGUUUUAAACCAUUGUAUGUAGCAGACUGAUGUAUGAGAAGUAGCCAACCCGUUUCUUGACUACGUAGCCAAUUGCCUUGCCAAUAAAAUGAGCGGAAGCAUGUUCUGUGUUGAUUGUUCAGAGUAUGAACCGCUUAGAGGAAAUUGAGGAUAAGAACCGAAACGAAUCAGCAUAGAACGUCAUAAGAAACAGAGGGAAAAUGACGAUCAAGAACCGAAACGAAUCAGCAUAGAACGUCAUAGGAAAUUGAGGCAAAAUAGGUUCGAAGUUUAAUCAAACGUGCAAUUUGCG
Linum trigynum is the source of this 2193-nucleotide messenger RNA. Lineage: Eukaryota; Viridiplantae; Streptophyta; Magnoliopsida; Malpighiales; Linaceae. The record is from the annotation of a GenBank genome assembly.